Molecule: messenger RNA, 1828 nt
Organism: Colias croceus (clouded yellow)
Lineage: Eukaryota; Metazoa; Arthropoda; Insecta; Lepidoptera; Pieridae
Exons: 2
Coding region: 198-1193 (331 amino acids)
Source: RefSeq, a predicted model, not a curated record
AAGCGCACUUGUGAUGUAAAAGCCAGUUUGUCGGAUGCCCGCCGUCAGUCGAAUAUCUAAUAUCACGAGGAGCGAAUGUUGUUUCAAGCUUUUGGAAUAUACAAUGUUUUGAUUAAAUACAAUCAAAACAAAUGCGUGCUGUAUUUAAGUGAACGUGAUAAGAAUAUUUCAGUAUCUUACCUGAAGCCAAUGUAAAGAUGGCAAACCACGCAAAAGUCAUCCUGGGCUGUUUAUUAUUAAGUGCUCUUCUCCAAGCAAGAGCCGACGCAGCAGAAGUCCAUGAAGUUACAAAAGAAGAAAGUAAUCCCAAGUUAGAUAGCAAGCCUUACGGCGUGGCAGAAGAUAUACAGCAUUCGAAGGAUAGCAGUUCUGCACAACGAGAAAAAAGAUUUUAUAACUACUUCGACUACAACUUUGGUUACAACUUGAAUCCCCAGAUUCCAGCAUACAUUAAAAGAGAUCAAUCUUUCCAGACCGGUAAUUAUGGUAUACAGGAUCCAUUGGACUUGAUAUUUAAAAAAAUACAAGAAAUUACAAACGUUGCUAAUCAUCGGUCCUAUUUACCACCGCCACCACAAAUUCCAAGACCGACGUUCAUACCAGUCCUAUAUGUGCCCAAAAUGCAAUGCCAAUGCCCGAAUAAUAACGAACAACCGACGACAAGUCGCCCAUUGCCAAAGGAUCCAGUGUCACAAAAUAAUACUGAACCUAACGUCAAUACAGACAGCGGAACAAUAAACGAAACGAUGCCUGAAUUCCCUACCAGAUUUCCUGAUGUUGACGAUAUGCGUGAUACUCAAGACAAUGAAUAUGAUUACGGAGAUGACUCCGACGGCACAAGACCGAUCACAUUGAGAAAACCCGUUAAACAGAGUCAAUCAUCAUCUAGAACCUCACCUCCUUUAGAACAUGGGAGUAGUCAAGCCGGAUUGGACUCACCCACACAGAGCAAUGAUGCACCUCUACAGACUUUGACUCCCGACAAUGAGUCGGUGCCAUUUGCAGAAACCAUUACUGUAUGUGAAAGUGCUGCGAUAUUCUGCUGUCAUCAACCUGAAGUAACAUACGAAUGUUUUACAGCACAGAGCUGUGCUACCCCAGAUGCUAAACCUUGUGAACCUGACUCACUUUUGAGGACUAUCAAUAAGUUGCAAUAUUUAUAUAAUUUGAGGAAAACUUCAACAGAAAGUUAAUGAAUGAACAAAAUUGUUCUUUAUUCCAUACUCUAAUGUAAUUUAAUUUAAAGAUGUAGGAAUACUAUCGAGGCAUUUAAUCGAAAUAACAAGAUAGCAAAUGAGACACGGCUAUGUAUUAAGAGUACAAUGUAUUGUGCAUAACAAAUGAUAAUAAGAUUGUUCAGAUGUAAUUUAUACCAAUGCAAUUUUAUGUUACAAAGAAAUUUAACACUUACUCAAUCAAAGAUAGUUCCUAUAGUUCAACUAAUAACGAAUUAUUUGUCACUUACAAAAUAAUAUAAUAUAAUAAUCACAGUACUAGUCGCCUUCUUAAUGUUUAUUACGAUUAGAGUACAUGUAUUGUCUUAAUAUGAUUAAAAACCAGAUGGUAUUAUCACGACUUACAAACACACGAUUCAUUACAAAACCAGGUAUAUCCAUAUACCAUUUUAUUUGUUUCUGGACGUAAGUGAGUCAAAAAGUCGUGAUGGUACGUAAGAUAUUUAAUAGUUUGCCUUAUAAUGAUGAAAUAAAGAUAGAGUGUGGUCUCACUUUAUCACUCAUUCAUUUAUUAUUUUAAUCAAUGAUAGAAUUGCUUAAAAUCUAGAAUGCGUAAGUUUUCUGUGCAAUUAUUAAUUUAUAUACCUAAUUUA